AUGGAUUUAACACAAGCAGCACAAUCAGGCCUCUCACUUGGAUUUCACUCGAGUCCGAUUCCACUGCAACUACUCGAUCAAAAACAACAAACCCACAUCGAUAACGAAGAGAAUCAAACAGAAGAUGAGCAAUUUAGCAUUUUGGGUCAUCAAAUGUGUAUAAAGAGACCGAGAGAUAACAGUUCUCAAUCAUCAUCGUCAUCAUCGACGACAAAUUCAUCCAAACGGGUUGCUGUGGAUCUGGGUUUGGAGUCUCGUCGGGCUAUGGUUCGGGCAUGGGGAAACCACCCGCUUCCAAUUGCGGAUCCAGAAAUUCAUGAGAUUAUGGAGAAGGAGAAACAAAGGCAGUUUAAAGGUAUUGAAUUGAUUGCAUCAGAGAAUUUUGUUUGCCGUGCGGUUAUGGAAGCUCUUGGUAGUCAUUUAACUAACAAAUACUCUGAGGGAUUGCCUGGUUCCAGAUAUUAUACCGGAAAUCAAUAUAUUGAUCAAAUUGAAAUUAUUUGUUGGAGUCGUGCCUUGACAGCUUUUGGACUUGAUUCUGAUAAAUGGGGUGUUAAUGUUCAGCCAUAUUCCUGCACUUCGGCUAAUUUUGCUGUUUACACUGGGCUUUUAUUGCCUGGGGAUAGGAUCAUGGGGUUAGAUUCGCCUUCUGGAGGGCAUUUGAGUCAUGGGUAUUAUACACCGGGAGGGAAAAAGGUGUCAGCUUCUUCGAUUUUUUUUGAGAGUUUGCCUUAUAAAGUGAACCCACAAACUGGGUAUAUUGAUUACGAUAAGAUGGAGGAGAAGGCUAUGGAUUUUCGACCUAAGAUACUGAUCUGUGGUGGGAGUUCGUAUCCCAGAGAGUGGGAUUAUGCGAGGUUUAGACAAGUUGCUGAUAAGAUUGGUUCUGUUUUGAUGUGUGAUAUGGCUCACAUUAGCGGGCUUGUGGCAGCUAAGGAAUGUGUUAGUCCAUUUGAAUAUUGUGAUAUUGUUACCUCUACAACUCACAAAAGUCUUCGAGGCCCUAGAGGGGGGAUUAUAUUUUAUAGGAAAGGCCCAAAAUUGAGGAAGCAGGGCAUGCUUAGUCAUGGUGAUGGUAGCAGCCAUUAUGAUUUUGAAGAAAAGAUAAAUUUUGCAGUCCAUCCAUCAUUACAAGGGGGUCCUCACAAUAAUCACAUCGCUGCUCUUGCCAUAGCCUUAAAACAAGUGGCUACACCAGAGUACAAAUCAUAUAUGCAACAGGUGAGGAAAAAUGCUCAGGCAUUAGCUUCUGCUUUAUUGCGAAGAAAAUGCAGAUUGGUGACUGGCGGUACUGAUAACCAUUUGGUGUUGUGGGAUCUAACUACUUGGGGCUUAGCAGGCAAAUGUUAUGAGAAGGUGUGUGAAAUGUGCCACAUCACUCUAAAUAAAAGUGCCAUUUUUGGUGAUAACGGUGCUAUCUGUCCUGGGGGAGUGAGAAUUGGUACUCCUGCUAUGACGUCAAGAGGUUGCUUAGAGGCUGAUUUUGAGACGAUUGCCGACUUUCUUCUUAAAGCAGCUCAGAUUACGACUGUUGUGCAGAGGGAACUUGGAAAAAAGGAUUUUCUCAAAGGUCUUCAUAACAAUAAAGAUAUUGUUGAGCUUCGAAAUCGGGUUGAGAUAUUUGCUUCUCAGUUUGCCAUGCCAGGAUUUGACAUUUGA
Dovyalis caffra is the source of this 1659-nucleotide messenger RNA. The record is from the annotation of a GenBank genome assembly. Lineage: Eukaryota; Viridiplantae; Streptophyta; Magnoliopsida; Malpighiales; Salicaceae.